This is a messenger RNA of Magnolia sinica, 663 nucleotides long. RefSeq lists its product as uncharacterized. The transcript is spliced from 3 exons. The record is from RefSeq and is a predicted model, not a curated record. Lineage: Eukaryota; Viridiplantae; Streptophyta; Magnoliopsida; Magnoliales; Magnoliaceae. Bases 1 to 612 code for a protein of 203 amino acids.
AUGAGGGCGAGGGCACUCGACAGGGUCCUGUCCCACCGCAUCCAAAAUAAGUCCCCGCAAACUGCCGGGGUGGCGCCGGAGGUGCUGCUGGUCUGGUGCUCUAGUAGGUGGGUGGCUCCUAUACCUCGUGGUCGCCACCGCUGGGGAACUACCGGAGGGGGUCGGCCUCUUGUCCCCUCCUCUCGAUCUCUGUCGGCUGCACGCCACCCACUCGAUCUCAAACUAAUUUUGAAGGACGCAUUUCCGAAACCCUCUUUCAACGUCUUUCCCUCUCUCGCUUUCCCUCCUGCUCUAGCUCUGGCCGUCUCCCUCACUCGUUGUGACUCUUGUUCUCCCUCCACCUCUCCGAGCAAUGCCGGCCCUAACCCAUCUCCAAUCAAAACAUUUCAGCACCGUCCAAACCCCAUCGUUUUCGCCCCAUUGUCGCCGGUAGGAACUCGCUGCACCCGUUGCCGCUGCACUCAUUUCCAUUGUCGAUCUGGUGGUGGAUCCGGGAUGGAUUUGCUAUUUCAGGAGAAUCAGGGUAUAUGGUUUUUGCAUAACCCCUCCAUCAUCCCGAGCGUCGGGUUCUUGCAGGUUGAUCAUGAUUCAUGGCCAUCCAUCCAUUGGUAACCAUCGUGCAUCAAGAAGUCUAUUGCAUCAAAGUUGCUUUUUAUGAUUCAG